This is a messenger RNA of Acyrthosiphon pisum (pea aphid), 1044 nucleotides long. RefSeq names its product cytochrome P450 4g15-like. The transcript is spliced from 5 exons. NCBI's taxonomy places the organism in Eukaryota, Metazoa, Arthropoda, Insecta, Hemiptera, Aphididae. Gene Ontology annotation, molecular function: oxidoreductase activity, acting on paired donors, with incorporation or reduction of molecular oxygen; heme binding; iron ion binding. The record is from RefSeq and is a predicted model, not a curated record. The coding region runs from base 195 to 947 and encodes 250 amino acids.
AGGAAAAGAAAGCUGAAUUUGACCAGAGAUUAAAAGCAACUAAUGAUAAAGUAGACGUAACCAACAAUGACGAUGGUGAGUUAUUUGGGACCGUGAAUUUAAAUAAUCAUUGUUUACUAUAUAUUUUCCAGUGCAACAGUAUAAGCAAUAAUAAGAGUUACCUGCAUAAUAAAAAUUUAGAAGUUCUAAAUAAGAUGUAUGAUUGUUUAGAAAAAUAUUCAAAAUUAUUUUUGGACAUAUUGUUCGAAUUGAACAAUAAUGGUGGAAACUUCUCAGAUUCCGAUAUUAGGGAUGAGGUUGUAACGAUGAUGACUGGGGGUAGUGAAACCAGUGCUAUCACAAUCUGUUUUUGUCUUUUGAUGUUAGCUAUAGAUCAAGAUAUACAAGAUAAAGUAUACGAUGAAGUUUACGAUAUAUUUGGGGAAAGUGACCAUAUAAUAACUAUUGAAGACACUACUAGACUAGUGUAUUUAGAACAAGUGUUAAAAGAAACCCUUCGGUUAUACCCUGUAGGACCAGUGUUACUCAGAGAAAUUCGAGAAGAUCUUAAAAUAUUUUCAAAUGAUUACGUACUGCCAAAAGGAACAACGUGUGUUAUAAGCCCAAUAGCCACGCAUCAUAGUCCUGAUUUGUACCCAAAUCCUUGGUCUAUUAAUCCUGAAAACUUCAGCCCAGAAAAUGUCGCUAAACGCCAUAAAUAUAGCUUUAUUCCUUUCAGUGGUGGUCCAAGGGGUUGCAUAGGAUCCAAAUAUGCCAUGAUGUCGAUGAAAGUCACUGUGUCAACAUUUUUACGACACUUUAGUGUGCAUACAGACAUCAAAUUAACAGACAUUAAGUUAAAAAUAGAUUUAUUGAUGAGAAGUGUUCACGGUUAUCCUGUUACAAUUCGACCGCGAGACAAAAGACCAACAUACUACAAUAUGCGAAAUCAAAAUAAGCAAGGAUAAUGCGCAGUUGAUUAAUAUGAUUAGUUUAUUACUUUUGAGUUACCUGAAUAUAAGUUUUAAUAUUAGUGUAUCAUGUUUAUUAUUUAAUACAAGACAG